This is a messenger RNA of Salvelinus sp. IW2-2015, 1139 nucleotides long. Its product is annotated as polycystin-1. The record is from RefSeq and is a predicted model, not a curated record. Gene Ontology annotation, molecular function: monoatomic cation channel activity. Gene Ontology annotation, cellular component: plasma membrane. NCBI's taxonomy places the organism in Eukaryota, Metazoa, Chordata, Actinopteri, Salmoniformes, Salmonidae. Gene Ontology annotation, biological process: calcium ion transport.
ACCGUGUUCGCCUCAACCAGACCUACGUUCACCAGUUCAGCCGGGUCGACACCUACAUGGUAAACCUGACCGCACACAACCAGGUGAGUUCUGAGCGGCGCCACCUGCAGGUGGAGGUGAUGGAGCCAGUGAGCAUGCUGAGUAUCCUGGACUGCUGUGACACCGCCAUGCCUGUGGGCGUCAAGAAGACCUUGGUAGCCGACAUCCUGACAGGAAACCCGGUGACCUUCCUGUGGACCUUUGACCUUAACCACCUCCCCCUUCCCCACAUCGGGAAGGAGGUGACCUACAACCCCGACCAGGCCGGGUCACUCACCAUCUACCUGAGGGCGUUCAACCUGCUAAACGGCCAGAACAUCACAUGGCACAUCCAGGUGCAGAACGUUCUGACGGAGGCCCGGGUGGAGGCCCAGCCCAGAGACACCUUCAUCAACAAGACGGUGAUGCUGACGGUGGGCGUUGCCCCUCCAUCCACACCCGUUACCUACCUCUGGGACUUUAGGGARGGCUCUGCGCCCCUGCUCUCUACCACCUCCUCUGUUGAACAUGUGUACAUGUUCCCAGGUCAAUACCUGGUCCAGGUGAACUGUAGUAACUUGGUGAGCUGGGUGGUAGCCAGGGUGGAGGUGACCAUCGGGGUGUUGGAGUGUGAGGAGCCAGAGGUCCAGGUAGUCCAGGCUCCAAGGCUAGCCAUCUGGCGCUACCAGCCCACCCUGGUGGAGGCUAGCGUGGACCUGAAGGCUUGCAUCCGCUACGGAGCCCAGUACCUCUGGGAGAUCUUCUCCACCCCGCACUGCAACCACGACCACUCGGUGGCAGCACCUCUGGCCUCUAAGAUCCCUCUCCCGGGGGAAGUAGACGUGCGACGGCUGCAGCUCUCGGUGCCCAAGAUGGCUCUGCGUUCGGGGAACUACUCGCUGGUGUUCUCCCUGUCCUACCAGGGGGUUCCCCUGAGGAAGGCUGCCUGUCUACAGCUGACCGUCAUGGCCGCCCGCCUGGUACCUAUCAUAGAGGGAGGGACCUACAGGGUGUGGUCCAAGACCCAGGACCUGCAGCUGAUGCUGAGCAGAGCUAUGAUCCCAACAUGAACCUGGACAGCCAGUCACUACUCUGCUACCACUGGGAGUGUGUCACCAUCU